UGAGGAUGCCUGCCAUAGACGCGGGCGAAACGUCAGGAGAGAAUGCUUCUGGAACAUGGAGAGACAGCAGCCCGGAAAACUCACAGCCUUCGACAACCCAAGGCGGAACCAUUUUACGAGGGAAAUUGUUUCCGGAGGGGGCGCAUAAACUGGCGUACCAUGGCUCAGUGGGGGAACCUUUUACGGGACGGACGGAGCGGGCGGACUCCCCCGAGUGUCGGGCCAUGUUCGCCGGCUUGCAGGAGCUCGGGGUGGCCAACGGGGAAGACUUGAAAGAGACGCUGACCAACUGCACGGAGCCCCUGAAGGCCAUCGAGCAGUUCCAGACCGAGAAUGGCAUCCUGCUGCCCACCCUCCAAUCGGCGCUGCCCUUCCUGGAUCUCCAUGGCACCCCGAGGCUGGAGUUCCACCAGUCCGUCUUCGACGAGCUGCGAGAGAAGCUUCUGGAGAGGAUCUCCGCCAUCGCCUCUGAAGGAAAGGCGGAGGAAAGGUACAAAAAGCUGGAAGAUCUGCUGGAGAAGAGCUUCCCUUUAGUCAAGAUGCCUUCCAUCCAGCCGGUGGUCAUGUGUGUCAUGAAACACCUGCCCAAGGUUCCUGAAAAAAAGCUGAAGUUGGUUAUGGCUGACAAAGACUUGUACAAAGCCUGCGCUGUGGAGGUGAAGCGUCAGAUCUGGCAAGAUAACCAGGCUCUCUUUGGCGACGAAGUCUCCCCAUUGCUGAAGCAGUACAUCCUGGAGAAGGAGACGGCCCUGUUCAGCUGCGACCUCUCCGUCCUGCAUAAUUUUUUCAGUCCCUCGCCCAAGACCCGGCGCCAGGGAGAGGUGGUUCAAAAGCUCACCCAGAUGAUUGGGAAGAAUGUGAAGCUUUAUGACAUGGUGCUGCAGUUCCUGAGGACCCUCUUCCUGCGGACGCGCAAUGUCCAUUACUGCACGCUGCGGGCUGAGCUGCUGAUGUCGCUGCAUGACCUGGAGAUCAGUGAGAUUUGCACGGUGGACCCCUGCCACAAGUUCACCUGGUGCCUGGAUGCCUGCAUUCGGGAGAAGUUCGUUGACAACAAGCGAGCGCGAGAGCUGCAGGGCUUCCUCGACGGAGUGAAGAAAGGCCAAGAGCAAGUGCUGGGGGACUUAUCCAUGAUCUUGUGCGACCCAUUCGCCAUCAAUACCUUGGCGCUGAGCACCAUCCGCCACUUACAGGAGCUGGUGGGGCAGGACAUGUUGCCCAGGGAAAGCCCCGAUCUUUUACUUCUCUUGAGGAUGUUGUCGCUGGGGCAGGGAGCCUGGGACAUGAUUGACAGCCAGAUCUUCAAGGAACCCAAAAUGGAAGUGGACUUGAUCACCAAGUUCUUGCCCUUGCUGAUGUCCUUUGUGGUGGAUGAUUACACGUUCACUGUUGAUCAGAAGCUGCCUUCAGAAGACAAAGGCCCAGCACCUUAUCCCACCGCCAUCCCAGAGAUGUUUCCGAAAUUUCUGCAGGAGCACCGCAUUGCCUGCGAGAUUGGCCUUUACUAUGUGCUCCAUAUCACUAAAUUGAGGAACAAGAACGCUUUUCUUCGGCUGCUUCCAGCUUUGGUGGAGACUUUCAAUGACCUGGCCUUUGGUGACAUUUUCCUGCACUUGCUCACUGGGAACCUCACCCUCCUGGCGGAUGAAUUCGGGCAAGAGGAGUUCUGCACCAGCCUCUUUGACAACGUCUUCCUCCCCGCCUGUUCAAGGAAAGAGAAUGUGCACAGGCACAUGCUGAGGCUGCUGCUUCACCUCCACCACAAAGUGGUUCCUGCCAAGCUGGAGUCCCUGCAAAAAUCCCUAGAGCCCACCAAGCAGAGCGGUGAAGCAGUGAAGGAGCUGUACAACCAACUAAAUGAGAAACUUGAACUCCGAAAGCCCAGCCCAGCCCAAACAGCUGAGGCUCCUUCCAUGGACUUGUCCUUGCCAACAGUCCCCACCCCGGCCUCACUUUAGGCCUGAACAAAGGUGGUUUCCUCCCACCGUCAACAAGAGGUCGGAUGCUCACCAUGUUCUGUCCAGAAAUGUGGAACCCUUCAGCGUCGCUUGGACUGUGUUUGUUUGAAGCACUGCGCUGGUCUUUCCAAAAUGCCGAUGUACUGCAGCUCCCAUGGUCCUGGAACCAGUGGGAUUUGCAGUACAGGAACUUCUGCAAGGCCACACACGGUCCCCACUUCCGAACUAGAAGAUAAUAUUGCAGUCAAUGUUACAUCAAUGACCUCUACCUGGGAUUUGGGCUCAAGGAAUGAAAAGAAGACCAGAUCAAGUUUUUCUAAAAUAUAAACAUAAUGUUG
Messenger RNA from Anolis sagrei ordinatus, 2296 nucleotides. RefSeq names its product negative elongation factor complex member B (gene NELFB). Gene Ontology annotation, biological process: negative regulation of transcription elongation by RNA polymerase II. Gene Ontology annotation, cellular component: nucleus; NELF complex. The record is from RefSeq and is a predicted model, not a curated record. Lineage: Eukaryota; Metazoa; Chordata; Lepidosauria; Squamata; Anolidae.